Gallus gallus (chicken) is the source of this 4455-nucleotide messenger RNA. RefSeq names its product solute carrier family 35 member B3 (gene SLC35B3). The record is from RefSeq and is a predicted model, not a curated record. Gene Ontology annotation, biological process: transmembrane transport. Gene Ontology annotation, cellular component: Golgi membrane; endoplasmic reticulum membrane. Gene Ontology annotation, molecular function: 3'-phosphoadenosine 5'-phosphosulfate transmembrane transporter activity. The transcript has 10 exons. The coding region runs from base 197 to 1306 and encodes 369 amino acids. Lineage: Eukaryota; Metazoa; Chordata; Aves; Galliformes; Phasianidae.
GCGGAGCGCUGCGGGAGGGAGGAAGCGGGGCAGCAGUGGUGCUUCCUGUCCAGCUGUCCUCCUCCCUUUCCCCGCAGAUACGCGGUGGGAGUGAGCGGGGAGGAGGCUGAGCGCGACGCUUUCAGUCAGGUGACACGAGGAAAAAGAAGGACAGAAAGAAGAUAACAGCAGCACCGAAUGCAGCGAACGAGGAGUCAUGGAUCUGAAAUUCACUUCAGCAAGAAAAUACGUUUCCAUCAGUGUACCUUCCAAAUCUCAGACUAUGUCACCCCAUAUCAAAUCAGUAGAUGAUGUUAUAGUUCUUGGCAUUAAUCUUAGCAAAUUUAACAAACCUGCUCAAUUUUUCAUCUGUGUUUCUGGAGUUUUUAUGUUUUAUCUAAUCUAUGGAUAUUUACAGGAAUUGAUAUUUUCAGUGGAAGGUUUUAAACCUUUUGGUUGGUACCUCACUUUAGUGCAAUUUGGAUUUUAUUCCGUUUUUGGACUAAUAGAAUUGCAGUUGAUUCAGGACAAAAGAAGAAGAAUUCCUGGCAAAACCUACAUGAUAAUAGCCUUUUUAACAGUGGGAACUAUGGGUUUGUCAAAUACCUCUUUAGGAUAUCUUAAUUACCCUACUCAAGUCAUCUUCAAGUGCUGUAAACUGAUUCCAGUUAUGGUAGGCGGGGUUUUUAUACAAGGAAAACGUUACAACAUUGCAGAUGUGUCUGCUGCUCUAUGUAUGAGUCUUGGAUUAAUAUGGUUUACUUUAGCUGACAGCACAGUUGCACCAAACUUCAACUUGACAGGUGUGGUCCUAAUAUCCCUUGCACUCUGUGCAGAUGCAGUUAUAGGAAAUGUACAGGAAAAAGCUAUGAAGUUGCACAAUGGUUCUAAUUCAGAAAUGGUUUUGUACUCUUACUCAAUAGGUUUUCUGUAUAUUUUAUUGGGAUUAACUUGCACUAGUGGAUUAAGCCCUGCAGUAGCAUUUUGCUCACAGCAUCCAAUUCAGACUUACGGUUAUGCAUUCCUUUUCUCCCUGACUGGAUAUUUUGGCAUAUCCUUCGUUCUAGCUUUGAUUAAAAUAUUUGGUGCCCUUCUGGCUGUAACAGUAACAACAGGGAGAAAAGCGAUGACAAUUGUGCUUUCUUUUUUGUUCUUUGCAAAGCCAUUCACAUUCCAAUACGUGUGGUCAGGCUUACUGGUCGUCCUUGGAAUAUUUCUUAAUGUUUACAGUAAGAAUAUGGAUAAAAUCAAACUGCCUUCACUGCAUGGUAUUUGGAAAAAAAAUGUGGAAGAAAGAAAAACAAGGACGUUGUCACAAACUGUAUAGAGUGGUUUAUGCCAUGUCUAGACUCUGACUUCCUGUUUUAUUGGAACAGUCUUCAACUGAUUCACUUUCCAAAGGGAACAUUAUUAAAACCAAAGGAGCUGAAGGCGUAGUCUCUGCUUGCAGAUGGCUGGAAAUGCACAUUUUUGUGAGCCCUUUCUCCAGAGCACUUGAAUUCAUCAUGAAAGGCAUUAUAGGCCAUUAUCGGGUGGCAUUAUCAGGCAACGAAGGACAGCGGCUCCUGGCAAACUGCUGAGAAGCUGCACUCUGAAUGUGACACAGUAGAAGACUUAGUUGGGCAUUUUAAUGAUAUUGGCCGUGUGUUUGAUUCCAGAUUAAUGUUUCUUAGUCUUCGUUAAUUGUCUGGCUGAGGUAAUUUAAAUGUAACACUGUAUUCACAUUUAGGGGAACCUAAUUAGCAACUGGUUGACCAAAUUGUGGUUUUAAAGGUGCAAGAUUUAGAAUAUGGUAUGUUGUCACUCUGUCACGUUAAAUAAAAAUGUUGGUUUUUUAAUAAGUUACUGAUCAGGUCAUCACAAAACUUCUUUAUUGUCAUAAUUUCCAUUUUUAUGGAAAUCUUAAGUUGUCAUUCUACUUGGUGGUCAUUGCUUGCAAGUAAUAAAAAUAAGACUGUGUUUAAGCAGUCAACACCUGUACUUUUCCAACAGUGAAAGUGGACUUCGGACAUCAACGAGCUGAGAACAGAGAAUGAAAAUGUCAUGAUUGAAACAGCAGUGUAAGAAGUUGUUUGCUCAUUCUGUGGUGAAGCAACAAACUUUUUGUGACCUAUGGCCCUCUUUGUCAAAGUGGUGUGAAGAGAUACGAAAGAAGGUUUUCUGAACUACUGUCAUCCAAUCACAAUUCUCUAUCUUCAGUAUUGGCCUAAAGAAUAACAGCGUCUGAUACUGUAUUUGAGAUAUGUAUGAUGUCAGUCUCUGUGUGGUAAUGAAUUUAAGAAGGUUAGGGUACAGACUACAAUUUUCUUUGUUUUCUAUGAUAGAAGGAGACACCAUACAUCCAGUCUUUCAUUGUGAAUUUGGGAUGAUUGAGUCCAUUUCUCUCUCCAGCUUUCGUUUUCAACUCAUUUUGAAUCACUUGCCUUCUCUUUCAUUUUUUGUAUUUAACACUGGCACUUUAAAAAUACAGAUCACUUUACAGUUCAGUGUUCUCACACAGUCAUGAUAGUUCUUGUUGCAUCCCUUACAUGCAUCUUGUUUUGUGUUGUUUCAUAAAAAAAAAAAAAGAUGAUUUAUUCAACUUAGACAACUGUAACUUUGAUAACAGAACUGUGCAAUCAGAAAGAAUGUACAAAGAACUGAAAAACUACACAGGAAGUAUUGCCUUCUGCCAAAAAUAUUUGUGAAAGUAAACAAAAUGUGCACGCAGAAUGUUUGCCAGACAUUUGGGAAGAAUUGCUGCUCCAAGGAGCUUGUAAUCAAAGCACAGAUCUAAAAAUGUGCCUUAAAUUUAGCUUACUGACUUGGUAGCCAGCAUAUGUCAUAUUAGGCAUGUUGUAAAAUAGAGCAUGGACUAACAUAGCCAUGUUAGCAUGAUGGGACGAAUAAAUGGAGGGCAGAGAAGCAGUAACAAAUGUGUACUGUUUCAAAUGCUCAAGCUACUGUAUGUCAGCAAAGCCCUUCAGCCCAUACACGCACAUUGUCAGCAAGUCAUGAGAUUUCAUUGUGCGUGCAACAAUGGUUUUUUUUUAAUUCCUCACUGCUACAAUAUUUAUUGUGUCCUGGAUUAGGUGGAGAGGUGUAAAUUUGACAUAUACGCGCCUUGAAAUAGAGAGGAAGGACCUGCAUCAUCAGUGUCCAUACUGCAGUCAAAGUUGUAUGUAAGAUAUGAAAAAGGGUUAUAAUUUCAAGUUUGGUGCAAGAGUGAAUUUUGGACCAAGUCUUUCCCCCAAAACUCCUUUAUUCCCUUGCGUUCUUUGCCCUAAAUUAAGUUGCUCUUUGCAGUGGGGUUAUCUAUCAGGCUUAAAAGAGAGGUGGCUUUUGAACCAGUGGAAAGGAAGCAAUUACAGAACAUUGGCAUCUCAGUUCAUCUUGAUGGAACUUGGUAAUUAGCAUUUGAGCAUCAGUUUGGAUGAUAUUUCGGUCUCAGUUUUGCCAUCUGUAAACUGUGUCAUUAAACUUUACUGAACUUCCAGGAACCAAAUUAUGUGAAAUCUACCAUACAUAUAUAAAGUCAAAAGAAACAUAAUUAAUUUGCUGUUUUCUAUGAAUAUUUGAGAAAUCGCUCCCAAAGUUUCUCAUAGGAAUUAAGAUACACUAUAUAGGUUGCAGAACAACUAACUUAUCAACCUGACCUACUGAGCUCCAUCACCAAACCAAGUCCCAUCAUGCCGUUUCCACGCAUCUGAUAAUGCACUUUUGUCUUUGUUUUAUCUGGAGUACAUAAAGUUGACAAUAUUGGCCUUUUAACAUUGGCCUUGUAAUUUACUCUGUUGUGUACGAGACUGACUUACUGGAGCACACAUCAGGGGAAGAUUGGAUAUUAUUUUUUUAACUGUAGAAAAGAGUUUUUUAAUUCUUUUACAGGUGCUUGGUACUUGAAAAUCUGAUUGUGUAGGCAAAUACUAGGUUUAGUGUGCACAGCAUAUAUUUAAGAGUCAGGUUUUUGUCAUCAUGGGUGUGAAUUCAGUAAUUGUUACUCAACAAUAUGUAAGAAAGUUAAAGAUAUUGCUUACUGAAAUGAAAUGAGAGGAGCUCAUAAUUUGCCACGUGUGAUCCUUUGCAGUAUCAUGCUUUUCUUGAAAUGUUAAGAAAACCUUCAUUUCAGUGAAUUGCUGUUGUUUUUUAAUGAGCCUUAUAGUCCAUGCAAGUAAGAGAACCUGACACGCCUCAAAGUGUUCUUACAACAGAAUUUUGGUUUAGGAUCUUCUGUGCUGUGUAUGUCUAUUGUUUUAUGUUGUCUGUGAAAUACAAGUAAGGGCUUGUUUGCAAAGUAACUGUAAAUCCUUUAUUUUUUUGUGAGGAGAGCACUUACAUUGGGCUGUUGUUAAGUUGUCUCGAUGUUGCUUUGUAGGUUAAUCGAAAUAACUGUUGCAAUUUCAGAUUCGUUAGCUCCCGGACUCUUUAAAGUAGACAUUAUGAAACUACAGAAGAAAGAUUGAUUCUGUCACCAUAAAAUUUACUGUCUAAACAUCA